AUGUUGCCUUCAUCAUGUACUUCAAGAAAAUUGGAUCCAACAUUGUGUUUUUUCCCACAAAAUUUACAACAAUAUAUCAAGACACCACUUUUCAUAAUCAAUUCUGCUUAUGAUUCAUACCAGAAAAGUGUCAUUUCUUUUAGGAACAGACUAAGAAGAAAAUAUAAUCACUUAAAUAGGAAUAAGUGGAAGCGUAUAAGUGUAUCAUCAAGAUGGCAUCAGUGGUUAUUCCUAGUGAUUUGUUCAUUGAUACAAGUAAAAGCUGAGGUUUUGCAACCAACAGUUGAGAAAACGCUGGUUAAAGACGCCGUCUCAAAAGGAGCUGUUUGUUUAGACGGAAGUCCAGCAGCAUAUCAUUAUGACAAAGGGUUUGGAGAUGGAGUCAAUAAUUGGGUAGUUUUUCUUGAGGGGGGAGGAUGGUGUGGAAGUGUGGAAGAUUGUGGACUCCGUUUUGGCAACUCCACGGGCUCCUCUAACCAUAUGGAUAACACCCGUGUUUUUAGCGGCUUGCUAGAUUACAACAAGACCAAUAAUCCAGACUUCUACAAUUGGCACAGAAUUAUGAUCAAAUAUUGCGAUGGAUCUUCAUUCACAGGAGACGUUGAAUCAGUCGAUAAAGCUACCAAUCAACAUUAUAGAGGUGCAAGGAUUUUUCAAACAAUUAUGGAGGAGCUACUAGCAAAAGGAAUGAAGAAUGCAAAAAAUGCUAUUCUUUCAGGCAAUUCAGCUGGUGGAUUGGCUUCUAUGAUCCAUUGUGAUCGUUUUCGAUCUCUGUUACCUAGCACGCCUAGAGUGAAAUGCCUCUCGGAUGGUGGCUAUUUUUUACUUGACAAUGGUGGCAAGAGAGGGAAAGUAUUGGAAUCAACCUUUGCUGCAGUGGUUAACUUACAUAAUUCAGCAAAAAUGUUGCCUUCAUCAUGUACUUCAAGAAAAUUGGAUCCAACAUUGUGUUUUUUCCCACAAAAUUUACAACAAUAUAUCAAGACACCACUUUUCAUAAUCAAUUCUGCUUAUGAUUCAUACCAGUUUCUUUCUUUUAGCAAUGAUGGCAAGAGAGGGAAAGUAUUGGAAUCAACCUUUGCUGCAGUGGUUAACUUGCAUGUACUCUUCCUCAAUCUUUCUCUUUAG
Molecule: messenger RNA, 1128 nt
Organism: Lycium barbarum (goji berry)
Lineage: Eukaryota; Viridiplantae; Streptophyta; Magnoliopsida; Solanales; Solanaceae
Product: pectin acetylesterase 7-like
Exons: 13
Coding region: 1-1128 (375 amino acids)
Biological process (GO): cell wall organization
Cellular component (GO): plant-type cell wall
Molecular function (GO): pectin acetylesterase activity
Source: RefSeq, a predicted model, not a curated record